AUGUGGGAGGCAAAGCUGGAGCUCGACACUGUCAGCUGCAAUGCCGGGAUCAGUGCGUGCGGGAAGGGCGAACAGUGGCAGCGGACUCUGGCGCUGCUCAGUGAGAUGUGGGAUACGAUUUUGAAACCCGACUCAGCUACAGCGCUGGGAUCAGCGCGUGCGGGAAGUGCGAGCAGUGGCAGCGGGCUCUGGCGCUGCUCAGCGAGAUGUGGAAGGCAAAGCUGGAGCCUCACGCUUCAGCUACAAUGCUGGAAUCAGCGCGUGCGAGAAAGAACGACAGUGGCCGCUGGCUUUGGCGCUGCUCAGCGAGAUGUGGGAGGCGAAAUCGGAGCCCAACGCUUUUUUUUUUUUAGCUACAGCGCCGGGAUCAGCGCGUGCGGGAAGGGCGGGCAGUGGCAGCGGGCUCUGGCGCUGCUCGGCGAGAUGUGGGAGGAGAAGCUGGAGCUCGACGGCGUGAGCUGCAGCGCGGGGAUCAGCGCGUGCGAGAAGGGAAGACAGUGGCAGCGGGCUCUGGCGCUGCUCAGCAAGAUGUGGGAGGCGAAGCUGGAGCCCGAAGUCUUCUACACUUCAGCUACAACGCUGGGAUGA
Prorocentrum cordatum is the source of this 588-nucleotide messenger RNA. The record is from the annotation of a GenBank genome assembly. Lineage: Eukaryota; Dinophyceae; Prorocentrales; Prorocentraceae.